Messenger RNA from Thermothelomyces thermophilus ATCC 42464, 1732 nucleotides. RefSeq lists its product as uncharacterized. The coding region runs from base 260 to 1468 and encodes 402 amino acids. The transcript is spliced from 2 exons. The record is from RefSeq and is a predicted model, not a curated record. Gene Ontology annotation, biological process: riboflavin biosynthetic process. NCBI's taxonomy places the organism in Eukaryota, Fungi, Ascomycota, Sordariomycetes, Sordariales, Chaetomiaceae. Gene Ontology annotation, molecular function: GTP cyclohydrolase II activity.
CGGGAUCACAUCAGACAAGGCGAGAGAUCCGACCAAUGCAUGCCAAACGCUGAAAUCCCACAUGCCUCUGCAAUUUCCAUGUCAUCGCUGAGUCCUAUAUGCCUAUAACUUCACAUAUUUACAUUUUCCCACCAUCGCAGGGUCAGCCUUUGCGCAGAUUCAGCCCGGAUUCCGUCCUCCGCGGGCCGAACCUCCAGAUUGCGCCGAGUCCACCUUGGCGAUAGUGCGUGUUGCAACGCUUCCUCCCGCCCAAAAAACGAUGCCUGCUUCCGAGUUGGGACAAACGCAGUCGGACGGGGCCCGGCUUCCGUCAUUUUACUCGCCCAGGCCGGAAGCGCACAGCAGCACGUCGCACAGCGACGGCGAACUGGAGCAUGCCGACUUCUCACUCUCGACGGGCAACCACUCCGCCCCUGAGACGGUGGCCGAGGAUGCAGACGGUUCGGACGCAACACAACCUACGCCCGCGCAAGCGUCCACGCCAUUGACGCAACCACCGCCCCCCUCCCUGCUCUCCCCCGCCUUCACACCACCCGCCACGCCUGGGACGAGCACGCCGAGCGGCGCUGGACCCGCCGUCCCCUCUUCCGAACCGCGGGGCAUCCCCGUGGACAGCUCGAUCCCGACAGGCGGGUGUGGCACCAAGCAUCCGCGGCUGCUCGAAACAUUACCAGAGGUUGAGUGCAUAGUGCGCGCGCGCAUCCCGACAACUACCGGGGCCGAGAUGUUCCUGCACCUCUACAAGAACAAUGUGGACAACAAGGAGCAUCUGGCCAUUGUGUUUGGCGGCAACAUCCGGAGCAAGUCCCUCGACGCCGUGAGGGAGGGAGAGACCGAGAUGGACCGCCUCGUGAGAGGCGCCUACACCGGCCGUCUCUAUCCCGGGAGGACCACCAGCGGGCUGCCGGAAACGGCGUCCGACGGCCAAUCCGGUGCGGCGCCCCCGGACUAUGGGCCGCCGCUGGUGAGGAUACACAGCGAGUGCUACACGGGAGAGACGGUCUGGUCGGCGCGUUGCGACUGCGGCGAGCAGCUCGACGAGGCGGCGAGGUUGAUGUCUCUCCCCGGCAACAAGGCGGGCGGGAUCAUCAUCUACCUGAGGCAGGAAGGUCGCGGUAUCGGCCUGGGCGAGAAGCUCAAGGCGUAUAAUCUCCAGGACCUGGGAUCCGACACGGUCGAGGCGAACCUGCUCCUGCGCCAUCCGGCCGACGCUCGGAGCUACGGUCUGGCCACCGCCAUGCUGCUCGAUCUUGGCCAGAAAGAGAUCCGGCUCUUGACCAACAACCCAGACAAGAUUCGCGCCGUCGAAGGCCCUCACCGCGAAAUCGUCGUCAAGGAAAGAGUCGCAAUGGUGCCGCUGUCUUGGAAGGGGAAAGGGGGCUUCAGAACGCCCGAGGUGGAAGGCUACUUGAAGACCAAGAUCGAGAAGAUGGGUCACAUGCUGGACUUGGCAAGCCUUCCACGUUGAGCCCGCUCGUACAUUGACCUCGUUUGUAUAUUAUCUGUACAUCCCGUCAUCUGUACCUCGUUCUUAGAUACCUUUUACCAUAGACUCGGCGCGUUCUUGGGGCAUAUUUCUCCCAGGAGCGAACAGCCGAACAGCUUCAACUUUUCGUCCUACUAACGAUGAUUAGUCUGCUUGUAGAGGGGGAGGGGAAGGGGGGGAAAUGCCACAAGUGGCCAAAUUCGAGCACUUCCAGCAUAUCAGAACGAUUUUCAUAACUGAUUGUCC